Molecule: messenger RNA, 6817 nt
Organism: Dothidotthia symphoricarpi CBS 119687
Lineage: Eukaryota; Fungi; Ascomycota; Dothideomycetes; Pleosporales; Dothidotthiaceae
Exons: 11
Coding region: 86-6517 (2143 amino acids)
Molecular function (GO): flavin adenine dinucleotide binding; oxidoreductase activity, acting on the CH-CH group of donors
Source: RefSeq, a predicted model, not a curated record
CAGGUGACAACAGACGCUCUUUGCACGUAAACGUCUUCUCGCUGCCCACGGAUACCGUCUAGAUGUCCUGGCCGGUCCCCCAAGCAUGACAGCACAGAUUCUGGCGGCAGAGCUAGGCACCCUCAUUCAAGACUCCAAGCGCAAGAACACGGAGCUUCGGAACGCCGCAGAAAAGGCACUGCAGGACCUCAAGUCGCUUGCCAACACUUCAGAGGCCCAGCUCUCCGCAGACUUAUCAAGACGGCCGCAUUUCAUCUCACCCUUUCUUAUUGCCUGCGCUACUCACAAUGCCAAGUUUGCAUCGACGGGAGUCUCGUGUCUUCAAAGACUCAGUGUUUCUCGAGCUCUGCCUAGGGAAAGGCUGAUAGAAGUACUAGACGCUUUCAAAGAGUCCAUAGCAUCAAGCCAUGACAUUCAACUGAAGAUACUGCAAUCUCUGCCAUCACUUCUUCAAAACUACCCUGUCGAGAUACGGGGUGAGCCACUGUCAACAGUAUUCCACAUCUGCUCUGGUCUCCAGAAUGCAAAGAACUUUGCCGUUAGCAAUACGGCAGCAGCCACUCUGCAACAGCUUGUAAUCACAGUCUUUGAUAGAGUUGUAUCAGAGGACGACAAAGCCUUGCAAAUUCCAGUCGUGACUGAGGUCGAAGGCGACGAUGGCCUUGUUCCAGUCAGGCCAGCUGCAGACGAUGCCUACAAGAUGUUCAACGAUCUUAAUCUGCUAAUCACUGGGGAGAAGCCAGUAUUCAUACGCUUUGCUCCGAUACCAGCAACCUCGACGCUUGAGUUAAUUGAGGCGAUACUGUCGAACCAUGGUCGGAUAAUGACUACGCACGCAGAACAGAUUUAUCUCCUUCGAUCUCUGUUGAUGCCAGUCAUCAUACGGUCUCUCUCUGAUCGUUUGUCUUUUCCAACCACCGUACGUGUCAUUCGAAUAUUGAAUCUGAUCAUCCGGAAUCACUUGGAAAUCUUGCCGUCUGAGUGUGAGAUUGCUCUCGGAUUGCUGAACCAUAUGCUCGAUCCGGAGGCCUCGCAGUUAUGGAAGAGAGCUCUUUGUCUUGAGAUGUUUCGCGGAAUUUACGCCGACUCGCGGCUUCUGUUAGCCAUCUACUCUCAUUUCGAUGCCACGGAGGGAAAGAAAUGUAUAUUCGGGGACAACUUGGCAGCUUUUGUACGCCUUGCCAUCGAGAAACCUGCUCUCAUUGGGCUUGGUCAACAAUCCACGAUGCCAACGAGGUUCGGGGAUAGCAAGGACAUAGUGUCUGAACAGGCUGCUGCCGAAGCAGGAGCACUAGCUGGUGUCAUUGGAGGCCCUGUGGGCGAAACCAGCAGUGGUAACCGUCCUUUCGGUAUUAGCACUCAGUGGAGCUCUCUGAAGACCCCUUGCAUGGAUCAUCUCGACAAAUCAGACCCGCCAGCCUUGCCUGACACCUACAUAUACAGCUUGGUGCUGACGUGCAUCACGAACAUAUCCGAAGCUUUGGCAAAGUUUGUUCUUCCUCUGACAGUUCAUCAUGAGACCAAAAGCAAGAAGAAGAAUAAAGCAGACGAUCACGAUACAGAUAUGGUCUCUUCAGACCUAAACAAUCAUUCACUGUCAAGAACGCAGUCUUUCCGCAAGAAAACCGUACCGGUGAAUCCACUCGAUCUCACAGAUCAUUCUGCAUACACAUAUGUGCAAACUUCAUCGACACUUGUAACUGAUUGCUGGCCUGCAGUACUCGCAACCUGCUCAACAUUCUUGAACGCGGCGCUUGAUACAGACUACUAUCGGGCUUUAGUUCGAGCCAUUCAGAAGUUCACUCAAGUCGCCGGUCUUCUCAGACUGUCAACACCCCGCGAUGCGUUUCUCACCACCCUGGGCAAAGCAGCGGUCCCAUCAAACAUGUUGCUCGCCAACGUCUCCUCCCCCAAGACAGCCGAACCAACCGGAAUGUUCUCCAAUGCAAAGGGCUUACUCAGUGUGGAUAGUCUCGUGAGUCAAGCAUCUUCUUCGACGCCGGAAAAGAAUCGACAAGAGAUGAACAUACCGGCUUUAGGCCCUCGCAAUCUACUAUGCUUACGAGCCCUCCUCAAUUUGGCGAUUGCGCUGGGUCCAACACUCCAAUCGGCGUGGUCCAUUAUAUUUGAGACAUUGCAAGUAGCUGAUCUGGUGAUGGCGCUAUCAAGUCAGAGUGGUGUCGGUGCACCAGGGAUGACUGCCAAUCGCGUCGAUUCGACUGGUUCAUCAGAGAAGAUGGACGCCGAGACUUCAGCUGUGCAGGCCGCAGCUCGAAGAUUAUUUGAAAGCACUGUAGACUUUCCAAAUGAGUCCUUCACAGAAGUGUUGCAAGCCCUGUGCGCACUCCUUCACUCUUUUACACCAGCAGAAAGUGGUCAGAGAACUCCUGUUACCUCUGGUCGACCGAAGCUUCACCAACGGAAACUGGGCAGUUUAUCCGGCAUUUCUCUCAAUACAAAAACUCACUCACGCGAUUCAGCUUUUGCGUUGAACAAAAUUGGCGAGCUUGCAGCUUUUAAUGAGGCCAGACUGUCACAAUUUGACCCUAUAGACAGUGGCUGGAAUGUCCUGGUUACCGAGAUCGUGCGCUGUUCUACCGACAACCGUGAAGCAACAUCCACGAGGUUAUUGGCCGCGGACAUUCUAUCGCGGACAGUUCGCAACAUUGCGGAGCUUUCCAUGUCCGAUGAGCAACGUGAAGAUAUACAGGCUCGUAUUCUUCGAGCACUGCAGAACCAGAUUUCGACUCUCCAUCGAAGUAACGACGACAAUGAUGAUGUCUUUAGUGAUACCGACAUUCGAGUUCACCAAAUAACUCUCGAAGCACUCAAGGGCGUGAUUGAGCAAUGCGGUGAAUCGUUAGUCGCUGGCUGGGGCUCCGUCUUUGAUAGUUUGAUGAGUGUCUUCUUCUUAGAAGAACCUUCUACCACGAGUGAGCACAAGAAGAAAGACGCUAUGACCGACAACCCUCACCUUCAACUCCGCAAAGUAGAGGUCAUCUCCAGAUCGCUUGCUCGAUCAGCGUUUGCAACAGUACAUCUAGUCUGUUCCGACUUCAUGGCGGCUGUGCCAGAUGCUCAUUUGUCAACACUCCUCGAGCUGCUACUUUGGUUCUGCAGUCAGCAAGAGGACCUGAACAUGUCGCUGACCGCAAUCACGUUCUUUUGGAAUGUCUCGGACUUCUUGCAGUCCCGCAGUGAUCUCUCUUCACUGCCGAAAAUACUUGGUGAUGUUGAGAAGCACGAGAAAGUCUACAAUGUGAUUGCGUCGCAGUCACGAGAAGGCUCGAUACCUGCGCUUUGGCUUCAAGUGUUGUUGAAUUUGUCAUCUAUCACAACCGACAAGCGCGCCGAACUUCGCAGUUCCGCAAUCCAAACUAUUCAAAGAAUCUUCGGUAACUAUUCUGAGCAACUCUCAUCAGAUGGGUGGAUGUUCUGCAUCCGAAUCGUAGUAUUCGGAACAGUGGAGGCCAAUCUACAAGUUCACGACGACGUGAGAGAUGCGCAUAGCACAGCGGGUGAUCUCCAGAGCUGGAACGAUACCACAAAAACUAUCCUACAGAGUGUGAGCGUCUUGAGCACAAUGUGCAUGGAAAAACUUGGCGACGCUUCAAAAUUCGGGGAGAUAUGGUCGGAUCUGCUUGACUACUUACAACGGUAUUUUCAAUGCGGUUCACACGCUCUUGGGACAUCCGUCUUUAUAACAAUAUCCGGGGUGUUGUCGCACUUAGACAAUGCGCAGAUGCUGGGUAUGCCUCCUCUUCUCAAGACUGCCCAGGUCUGGAAGCGCUAUUUCAAUUACCGCGAUACGUGGAAAGAUAGGCAAGAGGGAAACCAAGACGCAUACAUCGCUUAUGCAGAUGCAUUCAAGGCCAUCUACCGGCUAGCAGGUCAAGCCCUUGACGCGGACCUUCCUUCAAUGUUGUCAAAUCUCGAAGCUUGCAUUGUCGACUCCGACCAAGACAAUUAUUCAUCUGAUGUCGAGCACAUGACUACCCUACAAACCCGAGUCAUGGAAUGUCUAUCCAGCGUCCAAACAGAAAGUUCUGGUCUCCCGUCGUACCUAAUCAAGCUACUGGGCCGAUUCAGUGUUCUACCGUAUACAUCUCCGGUAGAGAACUCCGAGAAACGUAGACCGACCUUCGUCGCACUAUCAAAGGCCGCCAUGACAUUGCUACAGAAGACCACUAUCGAGCACGUUAACAAGAAGGAUGUCUUCGACAGCGGUGCUUUCUAUUCUGCAUUGAGUAGCUUAGCAAAACCGAUAGAAGAGAAGUACUCAUGGCAGCGCGAGGGUAAACCCCCGACAAUAUGGCAGAAAGCCACAACUGCAGCGAUAGCUAUCCUCGAUGUUGGACUACCGAAAUUGGAGGCCCACGAUCUCACGAGCGCCUCUCUCCAAGACAUUUGGAGUACACUGGUCAACAUCGCCCAUUUCAUCACACGAGCCCAGCUCGCGCCUGGUCAGAUUCCGCCAAUAUCUCUCGAAAAGGAUGAGACCUUCGACAUACAAUCUUUCAAGCAGCUCCGUGAUCUAAUCACCUUAUCUCUUGGCUCCGCCUCACUUGACGACGACCUCCGCCGAACCUACGCUCGCAAUCUCUUCUCUACAUCCCUCAUUCACUCGCCGUUUCCUGGCGAACUACCCGAUCUCCUCAGUGCGCCUCUCGAAGACCUCUACAAAAUCCGACUGGGACAGACAGCUAAGCUCGAGUCAACACUACGCAUUGAGAUGAAUUACGAAUGUUUAUCAGAGCUGUUUAGUCUAGUGGCCGUACAUGACAGCAGCGCUUCACGCGUCAAGCUCGCCCAAGCUGCAGCGCCGUACCUCAUACUACGUGCAGCGCUUCCGCUCAGGACGUACAUUGCAGACCAUCCCCUGCGCGGACGCAUGCCGGCACCGCAGUCACAGAGACAUGAGUUGCUGUUUGUGCUUGCAGAGCUGAGCAAGCUGAAGAGCGAACCGCAGGCGAUACCUGAUGCCCCGGGCGUGAAAUCGAAAUAUAGGAAGCACUUACAUAGGUUGUAUCCGUUGCUGCUGAAGGCUAUGCGGGUGACGAGGCAGGACCCCGAGGUAUUUGAGGAGCUGGCGAGACUCACAGAUUUAGUUGGAGAUGAAAGAGCGACAACAGCUCACCCUCCCAUCCCAUUUCCCGCCACCCCACUCGCGUGCACGCCCGCCACAAUGUCGUCGACAACCUACAUCCCCUUCUCCGAGCCGCCGUACAUCCUCGGCCUCCCGUCGCCUUACUACCAAGAAACCCACCUCAAGUGGCAGAAAGCAUGCCGCGCGUUUGUGGAGAAAUACCUGCUGGAAAAAGCGCUGGAGUGGGACACCGCCGAGACGGUGCCCGAGCAUGUGUUCGAGACGUUUGCGAAGCACGGCAUGUUGCUCCCCUCGCUGCCUGCGCCGCUGCCGGUCGAGUGGCUGAAGAAAUUGGGCAUUCAUGAUAUUCUCGGCGUGGUCAAGGUCGAGGACUGGGAUUACAUACAUACUAUGAUAUACGCGGAUGAGAUGGCCAGGACGGGCCUUGCGGGUCCAUCCGGAUCCCUCACAACAGGAAUCUCCUUUGGCGUGCCCCCGCUCGUCAAAUACGGGAACGCGCAGCUGCAGGAGCGCUUCCUCCCCGAACUGCUUACGGGCAAGAAACGCACUUGCAUUGCUAUUACGGAGCCGGAAGCCGGGUCGGAUGUUGCGAAUAUUACGACCACGGCGGAGAAGACGGCGGAUGGCAAGCACUAUAUUGUCAAUGGCACGAAGAAGUGGAUUACAACUGGUAUUUGGUCUGAGUACGCGACUAUGGCUGUUCGUACUGGGGGCCCAGGGCCUACGGGACUCAGCCUGUUGGUUGUGCCGCUGAAGGGGUAUCCGGGGGUCAGCAUGCGACGACUGAAGGUUGGUGGGCAGGUUAGCGCUGGGACGACAUUCAUUGAGUUGGAUGAUGUGAAGGUUCCAGUGGAGAACCUCGUCGGGGAGGAGGGCAUGGGGAUGAAGUACAUCAUGACCAACUUCAACCACGAACGUCUCUCCAUCGCUAUUGGAGCUACACGACAAGCCCGUGUUGCCCUCUCCGCGGCCAUGGAAUAUGUUAUGAAACGCGAAGCCUUCUCCAAACCACUCAUCGACCAACCCGUCGUGCGCCACCGCCUCGCAAAAGCAGGCGCCCUGCUCGAAAGCCAAUGGGCCUGGGUCGAGCAAUUCGUAUACCAGAUGGUCAAGCUGCCCAAGGCCACUGCAGACAUCGAGCUCGGCGGCCUGACAGCCAUGGCAAAAGCGCAAGCAGGUAUUGUGUUGAACGAGUGUGCACAGUGCGCGCAAUUGCUAUUUGGCGGGAACGGGUAUACAAAGAGUGGGCAGGGAGAGCUGGUUGAGAGGAUUUAUCGCGAGGUUCCUGGCAUGAGGAUACCCGGUGGGAGUGAGGAUGUGCUGCUCGAUCUGGGGGUUAGGCAGUUGGUCAAGAAUUUCAAGAAUAAGACAAAGGCUAUGGAGAGGCCGCAGGGGUCGUCGAAACUUUGAGUGGAUCGUAGUAUAUGAUGGUGGAGGGGUGCUUGGAUAACUGAUGUAUGGGCUUUGAGCAUUGGCAGUUGUCAUCAGUUGAUGGGAUGGGUGUUUUCUCAGAAAGAGAUCAGAUGGCCUGCAAUGGUACCACAAUGUCCUCUCUGUACCCUUGCCCAUGUUUUCUGCUUGCAUGUUCAGACAGACGUCAUCCAGCACCGAAAUGUCGCCAAUGUACAUCUACCUACCUAACAUGUGCCAGUGCCAUAGCAGCCACCACGUGUGCCACUCUCAACCCAGCAAACCACCAAUCAGGACGAG